Molecule: messenger RNA, 720 nt
Organism: Pseudozyma hubeiensis SY62
Lineage: Eukaryota; Fungi; Basidiomycota; Ustilaginomycetes; Ustilaginales; Ustilaginaceae
Product: phosphotransferase
Exons: 1
Coding region: 1-720 (239 amino acids)
Source: RefSeq, a predicted model, not a curated record
AUGCAUCGGCACUGCUGUACCAUGGCCACGAAAGCUCGGGAACGGCAAAAAUGCCUCGCUUGCCAUGCGGUUGUAUCCGAAUGGGCUCCCAUUGACCGCAGAGCCACGCGAGGUCAGGCGAGACAGGUCUGGAACGCUUCUAGUCGUUCGGCUGCGCAUACGGCUGUGCGCAAUCGCAUAACGUUAUCGCUUGUCAGAACGCCGGUCCGAAAUGUACGCCCUGAUGAUGCAGGCAGCGUGUCAGAGCGUGCAGCGUGCCCAAGCCGGGCCAUGUCGAAAAGUGCCAAAAAGGAAAUCGGUUUUCGUACCUUUUUCUCGGUUGCGAUGAUUGAUUUCGAGAGUGUCUUUCGGGUCUUGAUUUCUUCGAAAGGAGGAGGAGCACAUCAGUGUUGUUGUUCUAAGAUCGUGCCGACCGGUUGUUCGGCGUGCACUGCCGAGCAGCCCACACUGAAAGUGACGACGACCGCUGCAGUGAAGCUGGUCUGCCCGCUUGUGUCCGGCAGCUCGCACGCUGCGAGGGGUACGAGUUUCUGGAUGCCCCCACUCGCAGCUUUGCCUGCCUUAGACCCGCAUCGCUUUCCUCACUUUCGACUCUGUGUCAUCGUCUGUGUCAUCGAUCCGCCCCCCAUCUUUCCCAUUUGGUCGAUGAAUGGCAUGCGGGACCGGCUACGUGGUUCACCCUCCAUUCGCUCCCGAGCGGUUUUCCCGCUGGUAAUCUAA